Messenger RNA from Siniperca chuatsi (mandarin fish), 6125 nucleotides. It is a transcript of the gene dlgap4a, whose product is annotated as discs, large (Drosophila) homolog-associated protein 4a. Lineage: Eukaryota; Metazoa; Chordata; Actinopteri; Centrarchiformes; Sinipercidae. The record is from RefSeq and is a predicted model, not a curated record. Gene Ontology annotation, biological process: signaling. Bases 416 to 3802 code for a protein of 1128 amino acids. The transcript is spliced from 13 exons. Gene Ontology annotation, cellular component: postsynaptic specialization; glutamatergic synapse. Gene Ontology annotation, molecular function: molecular adaptor activity.
GACGGACCAAACACUGCUGCUGCAGCAACACCACCGGCAGCCUCCAAACUGCGUUUUCCCUGCCGUGAUGGAUCCCUCCGUAAACCGGUGAGCUGCUAUCAGAAGAAUUGAACUGUGGGGAGGACCGACAAGCAAUGACCGCAGCGAGAUUGUGCCCAUACAUCUAAGGGAUAAAAAAGAUAGGCUGUAUAGCCUAUUUCUAGCAAUGUUUUAGGAGCGUCUUGUUUACCUCCCCGACAGAUAAACAGCCGGGUGACAGUGAUAUUACGGCCGACAUGUAAGAGCUGGAUAACUAUUCCCGUGUGACCGACACCCAUCUGCAGACGGUUACAAUAAAAUGAAAAAGGAUGAGCUCUUCAGGUCAGUAGACCCGUGCUGAUUGGAGACAUGUUCUAAGGACGACAUCUCAGCCACCAUGAAAGGGUUAGGAGCCAACCGCAGUCGUCACCUGUCUGACUCGUGUGAACCAGCGGGAUGCCCCCAGAAGCCUCUCUGUCCUGUGACCUCUGACCCUCACAGCGCCUUUCUGUUGAGCCCCACCAUAAACCACUAUGGCACCCUGGACCCCCAUCUCCACCAGUGCUCUCCCACCAGCCCCACCGCCCUGACCCCUGACUGCCUGCUGCCUUUCAGUCAGAUGUCCAACAGCAGCACCUUCCCUCGUCUACAUUUCACUUCCCAGACUGAUCAGGUUGACUGCUCCCAGGCCUGUAUGGCUGGUGGUGGUGGAGUUGGGCAGGGCAGCAGGGUGGGUACACUAUCCAACUCCUUGUCUAUGGGCAUGGGCUUGGGUCUGGGCCUUACUGGUGCUCCUAUGAUCACCAGUGGAUCAGCCACAAUCUCCUCUGCAGCAGCAGCCAAGAUGAAUCGGUUACCCUCCAACCUUUUGGAUCAGCUAGAGAGGCACCUGCCCCUGCAGCGUGAUGGCUUCAGUACGCUGCAGUUUCAUAGAGGACGUAUGUCAAAGCAACGCAGUGAGAGCCCAGGACGCAUACGCCACCUGAUGCACUCUGUGCAGAAGCUAUUUGCCAAGUCCCAGUCCCUGGAAAACUCUGCAAUCAAAGGCAGCAUAAACGGGCGCUCUGCUGGAGGAAUGACUAGCACCACAGGAGCUGGUGAGGAUGGUGGGAGACCAACCCGCAGGAGCAAGAGUAAAGACAGGGCUAAAACUGAGGGGCCAAAGCAGAGACCUAGGCCCAGUGCACUAGGCCUCUGGAGCUCAGAUGAUGCCCUGGACACUGACACCACCAAAGCUGGCACUAUUGCUGUAGGAUACCGCAACCCAUUGAGCAUGAUGACUCUUGGCAGAGCGGUGUCAGACAGCCAGGCCAGACAUAUCCCACAGGGCUACAACACCAUUUCUGCACAUACUCUCAAGACCUCGAAAAGCAGCAGUGACCUCAAGUUUCUGGCAUGCCCGGCGACACAGGUAGGAUCCAAGGAAGAGGAGGGAAGAAUCAGGGGAAGCAAGGAUGAUACACUGGUGAAGAGGGGCUCCUGGUCCACUCUCACCCUCAGCCAGGCCAGGCAAGUGUUGCAGAAGGGCUCUGCUACAGUCAACAGGACCCUUCUUAAAUCAAAGUCAUGCCACCAAGACCUGACACAACAGUUCCUUCAGGUAGGAGGACCAGUCCCACUGGGGGACUGGGCAGGAACUCUGGGUCGCGGCCGGGCCAGAGGAACUGAGAUCCCCUGUCGAAGGAUGCGCAGUGGCAGCUAUGUGAAAGCUAUGGGAGACUUAGAAGACAGCGAGGACUCAGAGGGAAGCCCUAAACCUUCCCCCAAAUCCGCUGCUCGUCGCCACAGCUACCUGAAGGCCACCCAGCACUCCCUGAGUGAGCAGCAGCCACCUCCACCUCCACGCAAGCCUCGUUGCUACGCCCUCAUGCGGGAGGAUUAUCUGUGGUCUCCACUACAGAGUGCAUGCUCUAUGCAGCAUCUGAGCCCCCUGCCUUCCCUGAAAGAGCUGUCGACUAAUCGGAGCCUCGAUAACUUAGACUGCCUGGUAAGCCCGUUGGAGGACCCUCCACGCCACAGGAACAAUGAUUUCAGCCAAUGCUCUGGCACGCUGGGCAGAGGCUCGGGCACUCAGCGUGUGAGUCUGCACACGUUCUUUCAGGUAUGCGGGCAGGGCUUUGGGCACUCAGUACCAUACUAUGAGGGGGAAUCACAGGCAGUGGAGGCUCUGGAUCUGCCUGCGCCCACGUGUUUCCGGUCGCGCAGCCACAGCUACCUGCGGGCCAUCCAGGCGGGCUGCUCCCAGGAUGAAGAUACGGCCUCUGUGGACUCAGACUCACCACCACCCACCACUAAAGGCUACAGCUACAGCUCCAACACCACAGUCAGCAAUAGGAAGGCUCCUCCUCCAGUCCCACCCCGCACCACAUCCAAGCCCCUCAUCUCAGUGACAUUGCAGAGCAGCACAGAGUCAGCCCAAGACAUAUACCUUGACCAGCAGGACCGUGGCAGUGAGGCCAACAGCCAGUCAGGACGCAGCAACUCCUCUGACAGUCUCUGUAGCAUCCGCACAGCCAGUCUGGCUAAAGGGACCCAGCCUCCACCAGCCCCUGUCCCUGCUGCAACCCCUGCACCUGCUGCAGGCUCUGUACCUCCUAUUCCAGCCCCUCGUGAUCUCCCUCCCACCACCACUGUCGCCACUACCACCACUUCCACAUCUACCCAAAAUGACACCCUGAGCAUUGGUUUCACCCUAGAGCCGCCCCCGACUGCCCCCAAGAGGAAACUGUCCUCUAUCGGAAUUCAGGUGGAUUGCGUUCUGCCAGUCUUAAGAGAGGAACUACUUCCCCUGGCUGCACCCCUUAAGUUUCAGUCAAUUGGAGUUCAAGUGGAGAACGGCAGGCCAAGAUGCUGCACCAUCAGCUGCCAUAAUGUCCUUCUCAGCCGGGACAGCAGCAUGGCCUCCAGACAAAAUACAGAGACUGAGCCUCAGGAGCCCCAGGAUGCCACACCCACAGAAAACAACAGAGCCAACUGCACCAACAGUCAAACAGUGAAUACCACUGCACCCAACAGACAGGACAAAGCCAUGGAACAGCAGUCCUUUAAACACACCUCGGCCCCGUCCAGGAUAUCGACUUCACCCCCAGAGACUCUGGACCCAGCUUUAGAUCCCUCCUCGCUGCCACCGCCAGAUCCCAGCCUGGAGACCGGAAACUGCAGCACCCAUGGAGAUGCUGUUCAGCCUAGCACGCUAGCUUGCCUCCGAGACGGUAACUGGUUUCUGAAGCUGCUGCAGGCGGAAACAGGGCGCAUGGAGGGCUGGUGUCAACAGAUGGAGCAGGAGACCAAAGACAACAAGCUGUCAGAGGAGGUGUUGGGGACAAUCCGCAGUGCAGUAGGCAGUGCUCAGCUCCUCAUAUCACAGAAGUUUGAGCAGUUCAGAGGGCUCUGUAAUGAGAACUUGAACGUAAACGCCAACCCCCGACCAACAGCACAGGAUCUUGCAGGGUUCUGGGAUCUGCUGCAACUUUCAAUAGAAGACAUCAGCAUGAAGUUUGAUGAGCUCUACCAGCUAAAAGCCAACAACUGGCAACUUCCUGAGAAACCAGAGAAGAAGGAUGACAACAAGCAGCUUCCAUCAUCUGUGCCAAAGAAGCAGUCUAAGCCCAAGCUGUCAGCGGGGAAGGACAGGAGCGUGGACUCGGCUGUGGACAAGCAGCGGCAAGAAGCCAGGAAACGGCUGAUGGCAGCAAAGCGCGCGGCAUCAGUACGACAGAAUUCCGCCACGGAAAGCGCUGACAGCAUCGAAAUCUAUGUCCCCGAGGCCCAGACCCGCCUCUGAGAGUGAACCAGCACUGAUCAUUGAGGAAAACCGUGACUCACUUCAGACAGUCAUUGACACAAACACACAGACAGAUCUGACACGAACACACAGAUGUACAACGGAUGCACAGAGGCAGAUCCCUCAUAGCAGCACAGCUGAUAACAGGAGAAACUUGGCGAUCACAGGGCACAGAAACAAUCCAGAAUAAUGCAGAUCAUCACCCUGCUGCCAUGGGACUGAAAUAUCCUUGACAGAUGUUUAAUACUAUUGUUAUUGUUAUUAUUGACAUUAUAAUAAUUAUUAUCUCCUAAAGUAUGUCAGGACUGUCUUAAAUGUGCAACUAUCUUGGAUAAGGACAUCCUGUACCUGUAAGCUGAAGAAUCUUGGUAUCCCAGAAGUUUACUCUCUUAAACCUCCCUUCAUUGCUGAGCCUACCGGCAAGUUGUGGCUGCCUGGUUUACGAGCUGAGCUACCAUCCACACACACUCAGGACACACAUGCAGGUGUACUCACUGUCCACAGAGUCUUCCUGUUCUCUAUUUGUAUUAGGCUGCCACUCGUUGGGUGUGGUGUGUACGCUUUACUGUGUAAGAAUUAUAAGAUGGUGUUCAUGUACUCAGAGGUUUAAAAUGCAGAGAACCAGAGGAAGGCAGUAGCAUAUAUAUUAUAAAUAUCACACUAUUACAAUGUUCAUUUUGUAAAUGUUGUAUACCAGAUUAUUUGUUAGAAAGAGGUCAGUGUUCAGUACCAAGGUAGUUUUUUAUAGAUCGAGUACAUGUACUGUCAUGAUAUAUUAGCACUUGAUGCAAUCAUUCACUCCACCUCUCUCUCUCUCUUCCUCUUACUUUUCACAAACGCACACUACAGUCUGUGUCUGUGAAUACCCAUUGUUUAAAGUCUUACAUUUGUUUGUUUUUGUGAAGGGAUGUGAGGAAUGACUGCCCAGCCAGUGAGCUACAGAGGAAUGUAUGAAAUGUAUGCAUUUACAGCUCAUGUCGACUUGAUCACUGCACUUUCCAUUCACCUCAGAUCAAGUUUGCUCACCUUUGUUUGCCUGAUCAUUCUGACUUUCACUGCAUCCUCAUGUGAUGUAGGGGACCAAGACAUUCACCACUUGAUAUGGCAUUCCCAUUCAACCAGACUAUGUGUGAUAGGGUGGGGGUUUACUUGCUACUGGAAAGGAAAUGGAAUAGUAUAGCAAUAAUAAAAUCGUAUUAGAGAAAGCAAUGCGGUAGGUACCCAGUUUUAAAUUAUUUAAAUCGAAUAAGGCUUUCUUACCAUGAAGGAUGAAUGUUUUUUUUGUAUUUUUUUUUAAGAACUGACUGCCCUUGAAAUGACAAAAACUGACUGCCUUUGAAAUGACUAAAAUCUCAGGUCGAACACUCAAACUCAACAGUAACAACCACUAUGGAUGGAUUAUUUAUUAUAUAACCACAAAUGAAUUGGCCAAAAAUGCUCAGAGCUGUUGCCAGAUAUUUCAAAUCCAGACCUACUUAGUGUUCUUCAAUAAGAAAAAUAAGUUUUGGUAAGGUUUGUUGUGCAGUGCAGUUCAAGCUUAAAUCGACUGCUAAAAUCAGCAGUCCUUCUCUCCCCUUUCUAGCGGCUUGAGCUCCCACCCAUUUGUUGCAAAUGCAAAACUGUGGUACAUUUUUUUUUUUUAAUUUAAAUUUUUAAUGUCAUUUGACACAUUUUGUGACUUUCAUCCAAAAUGAGGUCAACCUGAACGUGUCUUGACUUGUGUAAUUAUAAUAAUUAAUGAUUAAUGGUGCUGCGAGGGACUUCAUAUUGUGCCAAGACGGCAAUGAUCAUCAACAUUUCAGUGUCAUUUGGUAAAGCUUUUAUUUAAAGUGAUUUUUUUCUAUUUAAUCUGCUCAUGAAUUCAGCUGUCUGUGUGUGCAUUCUCAGCUAAGUUUGUGUUUGCAUCAGCUCACUCCAGAUAUGCUAUGCCUGGUAAACUCAUGACACUUUGAUUAUGGGACUGGUGUUUUCCAUGUUUCACUUUUCUCAAAUGGAAACACAAGUGCCAGGGGUACAUGAGUGGAACUGGGCAUAGCAGAUACUCAUGCACAAGUGUAGGUUGACUCACUUUUUUUUUUUUUUUUUUUUUAUUAUUUAAGUAAGAGCUGGCUCUCCCCCUACUGGUCAGUCCUUGCGCGACACUCCAAACAUCUUGUUCUGCUCCAUUUUGAAUCUUUAGUUAACAUCAAACAAGAAAUUAAAUUGAACUGGGAAUGCUGACACAACACCAAGUUGUUGAUUUUCUUAUUCUCUUUGUAUUACAUCAACAAUGGACAUGUGCAUUUCAUUGUCCAAAGAAAUCAUUAAACAUCCCUUUGCUACA